Messenger RNA from Thunnus maccoyii (southern bluefin tuna), 1436 nucleotides. RefSeq lists its product as uncharacterized. Lineage: Eukaryota; Metazoa; Chordata; Actinopteri; Scombriformes; Scombridae. The transcript has 11 exons. The record is from RefSeq and is a predicted model, not a curated record. Bases 351 to 1022 code for a protein of 223 amino acids.
GACCGUGUGAGGCUCUCUGCCUCAUCAGCUCCGCCUUCAGCAACAAUGUUGCUCUGGCCCUGGAGAUCAGAGAUACAGCUCAUGAAGACAUGAACUGUUCUGGGCUAGUUCACACAGCGCUUCACCUUCUGCAGCUGCCGUCUGUUCUGUCUUUAAGCUACAUGAGAAACUACAUGAGAUGGAGAAAGAUGGCCACAUCAUUAAAGUUCACCAACCUACAGAGUGGAUUGUGAUAAGACAGUGUAUUCAGUUGGAGAGAGAUGGGAGAGAGGUUCAUUGAGACAGCCAGAGGUUCAGGGUAACGUUCAGAUCUACUGAGAGGUCCUGUGGGUGUCUCACUAUUUGCAGUCAUGAUCAAACUGCUGAGUGUUGCCAUUGUUGCAGGAUCACUUUUUGGACCAGAUCUUUCAUGUGCCCUCCCUCCUGUAGAGCAAGAAUGGACCUGUGAUUAUCCCACCCACGUUCAAUGCUGGACAGACUGGUUUGACAGAGAUGAUCCCAGUGCAACUGGAGACUGGGAGACCCUUAAUGAUCUUCGCAAGGAGAACCCAGGAAAGAUCUGCCCUAAACCAGUGGAUAUCGAGGCCCAAACUCUUUCUGGUCUCAGUGUGGCUCAGGCAGGUGAUCUCCACACUCAAUCAGACCCAACUGUAGGAUUCAUUUGCAAAAACCAGGACCAACCCACAAAGAUGUGUAAUGAUUAUCGUGUUCGUUUCAGCUGUCAUCCCCCUUUCUGCGGUGGAGGAGUAUGCUGGACCAAGUGGUAUAACCGUGACAAUCCCAGUGGAACUGGGGACUGGGAGACUUUGAGUGAUCUGAAGACAGAGAACACAGAACAAAUUUGUGACUUCCCUCUGUACAUAGAAGCUGUUACCACUGAUACACUGACCCCAGCCAUCUCUACAGGGGAGAUCUUCCAUCUUUACAACCCAACUCAGGGAUUUGUUUGCUGCAAAGAGGACCAGAAAUCUGGCACUUGCCACGACUACAAAGUUCGGUUUGGGUGCCCAUGUGAAUAUUAAACCCUGAUCACGAUGGGGAGAGAAGACAUUCAGAUUCUUAUUACUUUAAUUUUCAUCAGAUGUUUCUUUUCUUUUCUGAUGUUGUUUUUAACUUGUUUUUAAUGGGCCUUUUUCACAGUGGACAUUUUGAAUUAUAGGAAAAGCACAGGUCUUACAAAUAACAUUAAUGAUAGCUCUGUUGUAUUCGAGCAUCCCAUUAUGAUGAUGUGACAGUGCGCCAGCAUGCACAAUACCAGGACCCUGAAUCCAAAGCAGCUAAAUGUAAUUCAGCAAUAAUUCAUUUUUUUGUUUACAUCUGUGCUUUUCCUACCUGGACACUUCACAAUGUCUUCCAUGCUUUAUCAGUCUAUCUUUUCUUUUUAGUGAUUAUGGAAUCAUUAUCUUAUAUGACUACUGUAAGGAUCAAAUCAGCAG